AUGACGGCCCCGUCGUCGACGGUCGUACCCCCCACCCCUCUGCACCCCCUCUCCUCCGCUGGUGGGCCCCACCUGCCGCACUACCUGUCUCGCCAGGCUCGACUGACCGUCCAGGCAGUAUCACGGCCGCGGCCUCGAAGCCCGUCCACGCGAUGUUUCGCAGUCUCUGCCGCCGGUGGUGCAUCACCGGCAGGCGCGGGUGAAAAUUCGGUACUACAGGCUCUGUCGCCCUGCAACUGUAUCAUGCCUAGAAUUACUUUUGACUGUUUGAGGUGUAAGAGUUGGUGCGUCAACCUAGAAAAUGCGUUUGAAGCCGUAUGCUUGAAAACGAGGUUGUUCACGGUUGACCUUGGGAAACCCACACCAUCUGUGACGGCUGACGCGGAUCGACUCGCGGUCAUGGAGACUCUCGGCUAUGGUGCUGCCUUCACUGCGGCUAUUGUCAGGUCAGUGAUACGUUACUUACGCCUGUAUUCUCUUACAAUAUUAGAACUAUCGGUUUACGGCACAUCUGCGAGCGUGCUGGUAGCAGUUAGGAGUUUGUUGAGGCGCUUUGGAGUACAUUCGAGGUGGUACGAGGAUAGGAGCCGGGAGAUCAGGGAGCUGUAUUUUGAAUAUCGUAUUGUAGAUAUAUUGCAUAAGAAGUGGAAAACAUGUCAGGAAAAGGUCGGAGUAAGAGGAAGAACAGAAAGGCGAGUGUGGGGGUGCGUCUGUCGAUUUGAAAGCGCUGGUAUGGAAUUUGGCGGUGUCUGUCACCGAAUUGAAAAAUACAGUGGUAUAGCUGGUGGAGAAGGUUGCCAUGUCAGAAGAGAUUGUGACAGAGGCGGAGACUGUCUCAGUUUCAAAAGGGGGGUACCAGAGCAUACAAAAUUGGCCCUAGCACUAGGUUGUCUUAGGGGUUUGGCAUCCGAAUGGGCAAGUCUGAAGAAGGAUUCGUUGAUUGAUUUUGCCACAUUUGAGCAAGCCUUUAAAGAGAGAUGUGGGGGGGUUGAAAAGCAAAGAGAGCUUUUCAUGACGUUGGUUUAUGGAAUACAUCCAGGCGGUAGAAGAGCGGAUUAUUUCCUAAUCUUGAUGUCUCAGGCAAAUUUUCUCGACAAUAAGAUUCCUAUAGUGAAUUUGAUAGGUAUGUUGGCCAAACAUUUCGAUGCGGAAAUUUAG
Acanthoscelides obtectus is the source of this 1158-nucleotide messenger RNA. Lineage: Eukaryota; Metazoa; Arthropoda; Insecta; Coleoptera; Chrysomelidae. The record is from the annotation of a GenBank genome assembly.